AUGGCUUCUCGCCCAGACAAAGACAUGAGUAAUCAUGAAAAGAUUCAUGAGUCAGAAGCCUCGUCUUCUACUCACACCGACACCAUUCUUGAUCCAGCGACCGAAAAGGCUCUGGAACAGCAACAAAAGCCUCAAACGCUUCCGUCAGACCCUAACGCUGGAACUACUCUACACCAACUAGAGAAUGCCGCGUCCGAAAAGGUUGAGCUGACUGAGGAAGACUGCUACGACCAACUCGGCUAUGCCUUUCCCAGCUGGAAGAAGUGGAUGAUCAUUUCGGUCAUCUUCCUUGUUCAAACAUCAAUGAAUUUCAACACCAGUCUCUACUCGAAUGCCCUCACCGGUAUAUCCGAAGAAUUCGGAGUCAGCAUGCAAGCUGCUCGGUGUGGUGCCAUGAUUUUCUUGGUCCUCUACGCCUUUGGUUGCGAGCUAUGGGCUCCCUGGAGUGAGGAACUAGGUCGGAAGCCUAUCCUACAGCUCAGUCUGUUCCUUGUGAAUAUUUGGCAACUUCCCGUUGCUCUCGCCCCCAAUUUCGCAUCUAUCAUGGUGGGACGUGCUCUUGGAGGUCUCAGUUCAGCUGGUGGUUCAGUUACCCUGGGUAUGAUCGCGGAUCUUUGGGAAGCAGAUGACCAGCAAUAUGCUGUCGCCUGCGUCGUAUUCUCUUCAGUGGGUGGCUCCGUGAUCGGGCCAGUCGUUGGAGGAUUUGUGGAAGCAUAUCUGCCGUGGCGCUGGAACAUCUGGAUUCAGCUCAUAUUCGGGGGUUUCGUGCAGGUGGCGCACUUGCUUCUGGUACCUGAGACCCGGACAACGAUCAUGAUGGACCGUAUCGCGAAGAAGCGGAGGCAGAGCGGCGAAGGCCCCAAUAUCUAUGGACCGAACGAGCUCGUCCCUUUCAGGGAACGUUUUUCGAUGCGCGAAGUCCUCAUCACCUGGAUCCGUCCCUUUAAGAUGUUCUUGACGGAGCCGAUUGUCCUCACUCUGUCUCUUCUGAGUGGCUUCAGUGAUGCCCUGAUCUUCAUGUUUAUUCAGUCGUUCAGCCUCGUGUACGACCAGUGGGGGUUUGGCACCGUGGAGCUAGGCCUGUCGUUCCUUCCCAUCCUCGUGGGUUACUUCAUUGCAUGGGGCGCUUUCAUCCCAGUCAUUAGAAGGAACAUUGAGGAGCGACGCAGGAAGCCUGACGAUGAGCGGGCUCAGUACGAGUCUCGGCUUUGGUUCCUUCUCUAUACAGCCCCCUGCUUGCCCAUUGGCUUGAUUGGCUUCGCGUGGACCAGUUUGGGGCCUCCUGUCCACUGGAUUGGGAGCAUGGUAUUCUCUGCCAUCGUCGGUAUUGCCAACUACAGCAUCUACAUGGCCACUAUCGAUUACAUGAUCUGCGCAUACGGACCGUACUCGGCUUCUGCAACGGGCGGCAACGGAUGGUCGCGAGACUUUUUGGCUGGUGUGCUCACCAUCCCUGCCACACCAUUCUUUGAAAACAUUGGCGGUAAAUACCACCUGGAAUACGCGUCUACCAUUCUAUUCUGUAUCUCUUUCCUCCUGGUCAUUGCAGUAUACGUUAUCUACUGGUACGGACCAGCACUUCGCAAGCGAUCGCCGUUUGCCCAACAGCUGUCGGACGCAAGAGUCGAGCUUCAGACUCAUGGCCGACGGCUGUCUAAGAUUCCUUCCGGUUCAAGGGCAAAUUCCUUUGCGCGUUCGCAACAGAACCUACGCAUUCGUCACACGCUCGGAAGUCGUCCUGGCAGUUACAUAGCAUCCCGCCCGGCCUCGAAUGUCAACUCCCGGGUCAACUCCCGGGUCAACUCGCGAAGAAACAGCCUUUCUCGUUAA
This is a messenger RNA of Aspergillus niger, 1830 nucleotides long. RefSeq lists its product as uncharacterized. Gene Ontology annotation, molecular function: transmembrane transporter activity. The record is from RefSeq and is a predicted model, not a curated record. Bases 1 to 1830 code for a protein of 609 amino acids. Lineage: Eukaryota; Fungi; Ascomycota; Eurotiomycetes; Eurotiales; Aspergillaceae. The transcript is spliced from 3 exons. Gene Ontology annotation, biological process: transmembrane transport.